Molecule: messenger RNA, 1218 nt
Organism: Entamoeba histolytica HM-1:IMSS
Lineage: Eukaryota; Evosea; Mastigamoebida; Endamoebidae
Exons: 1
Coding region: 1-1218 (405 amino acids)
Source: RefSeq, a predicted model, not a curated record
AUGCAAGAAUUUGUUGAAUGUGAGAAUUAUAAAACGUUUAAAGAAAAUUUAGAAAAUUUUUGUGAAGACACAAAACAAUUAGAAAAUGAAAUAAGUGAUCAAAGUUAUAUUAGAAUUCAAAUAAAUGAACAUGAAAAAGAUGAAAAUUAUUUUCAAAAAGAAUUAAAUGAACGAAAAGAAAAAAUAGUAUUAGAUGAAAUUGCUUUAAAAGACUUAAAACAAUUACUUGAAGUAAUUAAGACAAUAAAAAAAUCAUUACACGAAAUUUGUAAAUUAAAUGACCGUUAUCUUUUGACUUCAAAAACAAAAUUUAAUCAAGAUGUUGAAUUAAUUAUGACACAUUUUCAACCAUCUACGUCUCAACAACAAAGUUCAAAAAAAUUAAAAAAAAAUCAUCAAUAUAGUUCAACAAAUUUUGGUGCAUUUAAAUUUCCAUUAGAAAUUCAUACUACUAAAAGAAAAAUAAAUCCUGAAAUGAUUUCUUCUAUUAAAAAAUUAGAUAUGAACCAUCUUACUGCUGAUAUUAUUGAACAACCACAAACAGCACGUACAGCAGAAAGUAAGAAUGGUAUUGAAAUUGAAGAAAAAUAUAAAGGAAAAACUUUAAAACAAUCCACUGAUAUUUUAAACUCUUCAUCAAAACUAAAACCCAGAAGAAGGUCAAGGUCAAUGGCAUCAGAAGUUCCUAUUAUUACAACUCCAAAACUAAAAGGAAUAGAAAUGUAUUAUGAAACAUUAAAACAAUGGAAUCAAGCUCAAUCAUUAAACAUUAUUUAUGAUUCUUCUCAACGUCCCUUUAAUAAAAAUGAAUUUACUCAUUUAAUAACAAAUAAAUCAUCAUUAUUCUUUAUAUUCCAAACACAGUCUGAUCUUUUUGGAUUUUAUUUCGGUUCUUCUAUAUCGGCAUUUGAUAAAUAUUUAUCUGAUGACCAUCACUUCAUUUUUACACUUCAAACUUCUUUAUCAAAUGUUCCAACUCGAUGGUUCCCUUCUGCAAAACGAUCAAAGUAUAUCCUUAAUAUCCCUUUCAGUUCAAGUCCAAUUCUUUUAAGGGUAAAUUAUAAAGGUUGUAUUGUAAUUGGUUAUCCUAAUAUAGAGGCUAGUGAAGUGUUGGACAUUGGAUCAUCAUAUAAAAAUCUUAAAAGUGAUUCUUUCAUUGGUAGAAAUUUUAGUAAAUUCAGUAUUAAAAAUAUCAUCAUACUCCAAUCUCAGAAUUAA